Messenger RNA from Suillus discolor, 1056 nucleotides. RefSeq lists its product as uncharacterized. NCBI's taxonomy places the organism in Eukaryota, Fungi, Basidiomycota, Agaricomycetes, Boletales, Suillaceae. The record is from RefSeq and is a predicted model, not a curated record. The transcript is spliced from 6 exons. Bases 1 to 1056 code for a protein of 351 amino acids.
AUGGCCAGGAGUGCAUCCCCUGUCAUCAUGCCCCAGCAGACCAAGCUUCCCCUGAUCAAGGCAGAAAUUGCAGUCCUCCAGGCCCACCUAGAGGACUGGAGGUCUGUCAAAGGUAAAGAGCGGCACCAGCAUUUUGAAGGCUGUACACAAGGAAGCUUGCCUUCAAGCUCCCACUCGGGACAAAGCCUUAUUGAAAGCUCGAAAAAAGACUUACAAGGAGUGGUUGUACAACCAAUGCCAGUAGGAAAGCCCCAAAGCCUCUCAUCAAAUAUGGCAAGAAAUGGACAGCUCACCUGUGUAUUAAUUGAGCAGAACAAGGCUCGUAUUCGAGAGGAGACUGGAGAGAUGCCUGGGAGUGAGGCUAUGAUUGUCAAGUGGCCAGAGGCUACCAAGACUAUAAGUGGAACAACGAAGCUGCUCCAGGCUGAAGUCCAGGUCAAUGUUGCUGAAACAAAAGGUGCUGAUAUCAUAGAGCAGUUCGCCACUGAAAUGUUCAAACAGGCAGGGAUGAGGGUCUUUGUGAUGUCAGCAUGGCAGGGACAGCAGAGGCAAACUGAUGUUAGGAGCUUGGAAAGCUUCAUGAAGACAAGGAAUUGGGAUGAGAUAUUCAUGCCAGAAUGGCGGCAAUAUGCUGCAGAACAAUUCGAUGUCCAGGAUGAUGAUGUUCCACAGGUCGUCACCUCCAAGAAACGAAUGCCUAGAAAGCUCCUUGACCUGGAGGAAGAUGAUGAUGGGUUGCCUAUGCUCCCAGAUACCAUGGGUUUGAAGUGCGGCGAACAGCAGCAUGUCAUUCAGGUCGUUCUUGACCAGGCAUUACAGUUGGUGGAUGUCUCAUUCACAGCAUUGACCAGGUCUGAAGGUUUCACAGGGAUGUGCAUGAGAACCGACAAAGUCAAGGCAGCGCUGCCCUGGGGCGACUUGAUUAAGAAUCAAUCAGAUUUCUUCAAUGGCACUUACUGGCCAGUGGACGUACAGGUGGUGGAGCCGUCUAAGAUAGACAAAGCCAAACAAGAAGCUCCGUCCUACCUUCUGUUUCAAAGCUUGGAGAGACACUGA